AUGCCAGACAACAGCCAACUCAGAGAAGACGUAGAACGGCAACCAUCGCCUCUUCACCGCCAUCACUCCUCUUUAUCAGGCGCCGUCAAGAACAUAGACGAAGAUGAUGCCCGUCGCAGAUAUGACUCUCGCUGUGAGGAGCAAGGGCUCGGUGACGAGAAGGCCACCAGCCCAAGUCCAGACUUGUCAAGUGACGAAGACGAGAAGACAAUAGUCUCAUGGGAAGAUGGCGACCCGGAGAACCCCCACAACUGGUCACAUACGAAAAAGUUCCUCAUCCUCUGCCUGACCAUGUUGCAAGUCAUCAACAGCACCAUGGGCUCAGCUCUACCGUCCAACGCCAUCCCGUUCAUCACGGCCGAAUGGGGCAUCACCAGCCAGCCGCAACAGGUUCUGCCCAUCUCCGUCUACCUCAUCGGGUACGUGUUCGGCCCUGUCGUCUGGGCACCGGCUUCGGAACACGUCGGCAGACGGGUUUUGACGGUCGUCACCUUCGUCCUGUUCACGAUAUGGACGAUGGCCUGCGCCCUGGCACCGAACUGGCCAUCUCUACUGGUCUUCCGCCUCUUCACCGGCGUCUUCGCCAGCUCUCCGAUCGCCAUCGUCACGGGAAUCCUCGCAGACAUCUACGGCAACCACGAAACCCGCGGCCGCGCCAUGACAGCCUUCAUGGUCAUGACAACGUUCGGCCCGCUCUUCGCACCCAUCAUCUCCGGCUUCUGCUCCCCGACCAUCGGCUGGCGCUGGAGUUUCUGGAUCGCCCUAAUCUACGCCGGCGCGACCCUCGUCCCCGUCGCCCUCCUCCCCGAGACCUACGCCCCCGUCCUCCUCGUCCGCCGCGCCCGCAAGAUCCGAAAAUUAGACCCCGCCCUCGCCUCGACCGUCGUCGCCCCCUCGGAGCUCGAAUCCACCGACCUCAAACAGCUCGCCACCAUCGUCCUCACCCGCCCCGUGCGCAUGCUCAUCUUCGAACCCAUCGUGAGCUGCACCUGCGCCUACCUCGCCCUCGUCUACACCAUCUUCUACAUGUCCUUCCAGGCCUUCCCCAUCAUCUUCCAGAAACUCUACGGCCUGUCCCCGGGCGUCUCCGGCCUCGCGUACCUCCCCAUCGGCGGCGGCGCCCUCCUCGCCGUGCCCGUCUUCCUCGGCUGGGAACGGUACCACCUGCACGCGCAGAAGGAGGGCCGCUCCUGGGCGAAACAGGAAGAAUACCGCCGUCUGCCACUAGCCUGCGUCGGCGGCCCGCUCUUCUUCGUCUCCCUCUUCUGGCUCGGCUGGUCGUCGCGCCAGGACGUGAGCUACGUCGUGCCCAUGCUCGCCGGCCUCCCCUUCGGCGCGGGCUUCAUGCUCAUCUUCAUCGCGCUGCUCAACUACCUCACCGACGCCUACGAGGUCUUCGCCGCCUCCGCCAACGCCGCCGCCUCCACCAGCCGCUCCCUGCUCGCCGUCGUCCUGCCCCUGGCCACGACGCCCAUGUUCGACGGGCUCGGCAUCGCCGGCGCCUGCAGCCUGCUCGGCGGGCUCAGCGCGCUGAUGUGCGUCAUCCCCUUCGUCUUCAUCUGGAAGGGCGAGCGCAUCCGCGCCGGGUCGCGGUUUUGUAUCGCGUUGAGGGAGAGGAGGGAGGAGAUGGAGAGGAAGGUCGAGAGGCAGCGGCGUAGGGAGGAGGCGAGGCGCGGGUCGGGGAGGAAAGAGGAGGAGGUGUGA
Colletotrichum karsti is the source of this 1704-nucleotide messenger RNA. RefSeq lists its product as uncharacterized. Gene Ontology annotation, biological process: transmembrane transport. Gene Ontology annotation, molecular function: transmembrane transporter activity. Lineage: Eukaryota; Fungi; Ascomycota; Sordariomycetes; Glomerellales; Glomerellaceae. The record is from RefSeq and is a predicted model, not a curated record. The coding region runs from base 1 to 1704 and encodes 567 amino acids. The transcript has 4 exons.